This is a messenger RNA of Cryptomeria japonica (Japanese cedar), 1200 nucleotides long. RefSeq lists its product as uncharacterized. The transcript has a single exon. Gene Ontology annotation, molecular function: protein binding. Lineage: Eukaryota; Viridiplantae; Streptophyta; Pinopsida; Cupressales; Cupressaceae. The record is from RefSeq and is a predicted model, not a curated record. Bases 1 to 1200 code for a protein of 399 amino acids.
AUGGAGAGAGGAUCCAAAAAACUGAAGCACGAAAUCGUUACAGCGGUUGAGGAAGAGCAGCGUGGUAUUUCUAAGCUACCUCAGUAUAUUAAAGAAUUAGUAUUUACAAAUCUUUCAUUUGAUUCGAUUUGUCGCUCUCGCAUAGUCUGUAAAGAAUGGAAUUCUAUUUUAUCUUCAGAAAGUUUUCUAUUUUCCUUGCCUACCCAAAAUCCAUGGCUUCUUAUCUGUGGUAAAAAAAAGAAUGGUAAUUGGUACUGUAUGGCCUACUGCUUUUCUGCACAAAAAUGGAUGACUCUUCCCCUCUCUUUUCUUCCGAAACAAAAGAGAGGCCAAUUCAGAUAUUUAUUGAAUGCGGGGAAGGGGUUACUACUCUUUCGAGAAAUCCCCACUGCAUUUUCCAAUCCUCUUAAGAGAUUUUGCAAUCCCUUUAUGAGAUCUUAUGCAGAGGUAGAAAUAGAUUUGACUAACAAGUAUAUUGGUAUUGUAGAGGGAGAAAACAAAGAGCCCUAUUUGGUAGUAUGGUCCGAUUAUAAAAGAUUUUCCUUCCAAAUCUACCACUAUUUUCAAGAUUCAUGGAGGAUUAAAUAUCAGUUUGCAGGAGAAACAGAAUCUCAUAUAAUUUUAGAUGAAAUGGUUGAGUGCAAUGGCAUUCUUUUCUGGAGGGUUGUGUGGAGGGAAAGUUUAUCUUCGAGUGUCAUUGGUUACAAAAUCCAAGAUGAGGGUUUCAUUAGCCCUAUUACAGUAGCUCCACUUCCCCCUGAAAUGUUUGAAACUUUUAGUGUGCGUGUUGCAUUUAUGCUUCAACCUCUGCAUUUUUUAUCUAUGAUUUCAUAUGGUUCGUCUGUUCUUGUGGUGGGGAUCUUUAAGGAGUCGCCUGCAAGGAUUGUUAUCUGGGAGUUGUUUCAAGACGAAGAAAAUGAGCUGGUUUGGAAGUGGAAAGAAUUUGCAAGAAUACCUCCACAGUCACUACCUCAAUCUCUUGAUGAACAAUUGGAGCAUAUGGAGUGUGUUGGUGUGGGGGAUUACCUGUGCUUCAGCAACAGACUAGGGGAAGAUGAAAGUGGAAAGGUGUUUGCAUAUAAUUUAAGGCAAAGGUUUUGGCAAUGCCUUGAGUACGAUAAAUGGAUGAUGAUGAAGAGGAUCGUUUCCUUCGAGCCCAAGCUCAGCCAUUAUCAGUUCUUAGGAAAAUCUAGAGAAUGA